AUGAGGAAUGAAGCCCUCAUAUGCAAGGCGUUUCCUUCCAGUUUCAAGCAUGUUGCCAUGAGAUGGUUUAAUGGGUUGGAGGAGGGCUCGGUAGAUUCAUUCGAAGAGCUUACCAAAGCUUUUGGGGCCAGAUUCUUUACUUGCAGUGGAAUCCCCAGGCCUCUAGAUGCUCUCCUUUCAAUGGCAGUGAGGGAAGGAGAAACCCUGAAUACCUACUCUGAUAGGUACAGGGAGCUAUUUAAUGAAAUAAAUAGUGAUUUUGAGGAUAUGGCUGUCAGGACUUUUAAGGUGGGGCUUCCCACAAAUUCUGAUUUAAGAAAAUCUCUAACCAUGAAGCUAGCUCGAAGUAUGCAUCAGCUGAUGGACCGCAUCGAAGAGCACAAAAGGGUUGAGGAUGACCAAACUCAGGCCAAAGGCAAAGCAAAAGCCUUCGCUCUCGAGCAAAGAGAUCAUCAGCUUGAUAAGUUCGGCUCCAACUGA
Quercus robur (English oak) is the source of this 480-nucleotide messenger RNA. RefSeq lists its product as uncharacterized. The record is from RefSeq and is a predicted model, not a curated record. Lineage: Eukaryota; Viridiplantae; Streptophyta; Magnoliopsida; Fagales; Fagaceae. The transcript has a single exon. The coding region runs from base 1 to 480 and encodes 159 amino acids.